Molecule: messenger RNA, 2267 nt
Organism: Telopea speciosissima
Lineage: Eukaryota; Viridiplantae; Streptophyta; Magnoliopsida; Proteales; Proteaceae
Product: putative pentatricopeptide repeat-containing protein At3g15130
Exons: 1
Coding region: 80-2134 (684 amino acids)
Biological process (GO): RNA modification
Molecular function (GO): RNA binding; protein binding; zinc ion binding
Source: RefSeq, a predicted model, not a curated record
GACACGUGUUAAAAUAGACCUUUUGCUAAGGUAGAGUUCUAACUUCUAACUGUCGGUAUGUGAUUUCCGUUGUUCCCUGAUGACAGAGCGGCAGAGAUUUGUGAAGCUCCUUCGGGACUGUGGUAAGUAUGGAUUACUCGAUCAGGGACAGCAAAUCCACACGGCCAUAAUGAAGAUGGGUUUGGAUCUUGAUCUAAUUAUGAACAAUUUUCUCAUAGAUAUGUAUGGAAAAUGCUGUAGGCCUGACAUGGCUUCUGCCGUGUUUGAUAAAAUGCGUGAAAGAAAUGUUGUCUCCUGGACUGCUCUCAUGGGCGGGUUCUUGGGUCAGGGCAAUGCGGAAGCAUCAUUGUUACUCUUCUGUAGAAUGGGCUUUUCGGGUGUUAGACCGAAUGAGUUCACUCUCUCAAGUAAUCUAAAAGCGUGUGGUAUUCUGGGUGUUCCUGAGAAUGGAAUGCAGAUUCAUGUUCUCUCUGUUAAAACUGGGUUUGAAUUUGUCCCAGUUGUUGGGAACUCAGUUAUUGAUAUGUACUCGAAAUGUGGAAUGAUCGAGGAAGCAACCCAGAUGUUCAAUCUAAUGCCUGUUAGAAAUCUCAUUAGUUGGAAUGCGAUGAUUGCUGGGUACAGUCAUACAGGAUGCAAUGGUAAGUCUCUGCUUUUGUUUAAGAAAAUACAAAAACAUGGAGAAACACCAGAUGAGUUUACUUAUUCAAGUGUUCUAAAAUCGUGUAGUGGCCUUGGGGCGAUUAAAGAGGGGGCUCAAAUUCAUGCUUCCUUAAUCACAAGGGGGUUUCCUAUUGCACUUCAUAAGAUUAUGUCAAGUGUACUCAUUGACUUCUAUGUAAAAUGCAGGUGCCUAGAUGAAGCAAUAAAACUUUUUGACCGGAUUGAGCCAAAAAAUGUGGUUUUGUGGACUGCAAUGAUUAUAGGCUAUGUUCAAGAGGGAGGUCUACAAGAGGCCAUGGACUUGUUUAGACAAUUCAUGGAAACAGGAGCUGAAGUCGAUGGGUUUGUUCUUUCUAGCAUGAUGAGUGCCUUUGCUGAUUUUGCCCUUGUAGAACAAGGGAAACAAAUACAUUCAUUCACUGUCAAAGUUCCAUCUGGCUUAGAUGUCUCAGUAGCCAAUUCAGUGGUUGAUAUGUACGUCAAGUGUGGAUUGAUGGAAGAUGCAGAAAAACGUUUCAAUGAAAUUCCCGUAAAAAAUGUAGUUUCUUGGACAGUUAUGAUCACUGGCUAUGGGAAGCAUGGUUCUGGCAAAGAUGCAAUCCGUCUCUUUGAAGAAAUGCAGCUGGAGAAUAUUGAUCCUGAUGAAGUGACUUACUUGGCUGUGCUCUCUGCCUGUAGCCAUGCUGGUCUAAUUGAAGAAAGUCACAAGUACUUUUCAAGACUCUGCAAAGACCAUCAAUGUGAACCUAAAAUAGAGCAUUAUGCUUGCAUGGUUGACCUCCUUGGCCGAGCUGGACGUUUGGAAGAAGCUCGCAACCUCAUAAAGACCAUGCCAUUUGAACCAAGUGUCGGAAUAUGGCAGACAUUGCUAAGCGCCUGUAGGCUACACAAAGACUUGGACAUUGGUAGAGAAGUGGGAGAAGUCCUAUUGAAAUUAGAUUGUGAUAACCCAGUGAACCAUGUAAUGAUGUCUAACCUCUACGUCGAGGUUGGUGAAUGGAAGGAGUACGAGAGAGUGAGAAAGUUGAUGAAGGUAAAGGGGUUGAAGAAAGAAGCUGGGUGUAGUUGGAUUGAGAUCGACAAGGUAAUGCACUACUUUUAUGGCGGAGAUGACAGGCACCCACUUACUGACAGAAUUCAUAAGGUAUUGAAGGAGAUGGAGAGAAGGAUGAAAGAAGAGAUGGGUUAUGCAUAUGAUGUGAGGUUUGCAUUGCAUGAUGUGGAAGAGGAGUCAAAGGAGGAGAGCUUGAGAUUUCACAGUGAGAAGUUGGCAAUUGGUUUAGGUUUGAUGUGUAAUGGGUUGGAGAAUGAAGGUAUUAUUAGGGUCUUCAAGAACUUGAGGGUCUGUGGAGAUUGUCAUGAGUUCAUCAAGGGUUUGUCAAAGUUAUUGAAGAAGGCAUUUCUAGUGAGAGAUGCAAAUAGGUUUCAUAGAUUUGAAGAUGGGGUUUGCUCUUGUGGUGAUUAUUGGUGACAUUUCAGAAAGGAUGCUUUUGCCUCACAUGAUUGAAGCAUUCAAAUUGAAAGAUUGUUGUAUUGGGGCAGUUUAGGAUUCAUGAUGUAAAUUAUCUUUCUUAUUUGCAUAUUUAAUUAAUUUUUUGCAACUU